This is a messenger RNA of Phalacrocorax carbo (great cormorant), 4446 nucleotides long. NCBI's taxonomy places the organism in Eukaryota, Metazoa, Chordata, Aves, Suliformes, Phalacrocoracidae. The record is from RefSeq and is a predicted model, not a curated record.
UCACGUUGCAUGGGUGACAUCACUGGCUUUUGGCUCAGCGCUCUGUAUUCUCUGUCUGUAGGCUUUAGCCAAGGCUGCAGGGCUCGGUGUUUGAACAAGGAAAGAUUCCCAGGUGUACGGAAGAUUGGAUUCUCUCUUAUUUGGGUUAAAAACGGUGAAAUGAGAUUUCUAAAGCUUGGGGACUCCAGCUCGCCUUCUGUUGCACUUGAUCUCUACAAGAUGGGUGAGUUAUUCCCAUUAGAGAGAAAGGGAGUGGAAAUUUAAGGAGAAAAAAAAAAUAUGUCUGAAUAUAUAACUGCUGAUGCUGGGGAUACGAUUCGUAUGAAGCUGCUGAGCUAAAAAUCUCAGCUCCGACGUGGAGAUCGGGCCAUAUGGCAGAGAAAUGGUGCAGACUGAAAGCUGUUGACAACAGUUAGGGGCUGCUUUUCUCUCCCGGUGUAAGGUGUGUAGUCCCCCCCGACCCCCCCCCCCCGACCCCCCCCGGUUUGUUUUGGUGUGAUUUCCCCCGACCUCCCUCCCCUCCCUGUUCCUCGGCAUCCUUUCAGCCAGCCGUAGCCCUGCCUGCCUGCCUUCAUCUUGCAGAUGGCUAACGUGCCGCCGUGUUAGGAUAACUGUGCACAACACCACAUCCCAACGCCGGGGACGAAGGAAGAUUUUCUGAUAGCGGCGGAAGGGGGGAGGUGGUGGAAAAACGAUGCUGGGGCCGAGGACUGCUUCCAGUGCUGCCUAGCGGGAGGUGCGCGGUCGGCGGUGGGUCCUGCUGGGGCUCUCGCCGGCCCGGGAGCGGGGGAUCUGCCUCGCCGCCCUCGCCGGCGGAGCCCGAGCACUGCUGGGGCGCUCCGGGAAAGGGAUCGCGGCGUUACGCUGCCUGGAUGACAGCGCAGGCGACGAAAGCGGGCGAGUGAAUGGCAAGGCUGGCAGAGAGAAGCCGAGGUGUUUCUGGAGCCAAGAUGUCAGUGACUGUCAGCGAAGUCUGCUAAGGGAGAGACCUGUGCGUGCCUGCAUUUCCAGUUCCAGCCGGGGAGGUUAUAUUUUAGCCACGACUGAAAACAGCAGCGGCAGCAACAACAACAGAUUGCUCCCCCCUCUCGCUCCCUCCCCUUCGACCCUGCUUUAAACCCGAGCAAGCGACUGACCAUCCAGAUGAUGAUGCUCUUGCUGAGCCAGUGACAAAGAAAAGGCAAGUCACCCAUUCCUGAAACCAGGAUAACCCGCUGCUUGCAGGCAGGAGAUCUCUAGCUGCCGAACUUUUCUGUCCUGUGAUGAUGCUGUAGCGAGCCUGAAAGCCAUCUCUUCUGGAUUUCCGAGCUGGCCGGAUUGAAAGAGAUUAAUGGACUGAUCAAAGAGCCAUAGCUUUCAGGUCUCUUCAGGGGGGAUAUAUCCCUUCAGCCCCUGUUGCUUGGGUGCUUGUGGUGAGGGGAGCAGGACAUCUUUGUAUAGGUGGGUUGCUGGCUUGCUCCCGUUUGAGGUGGAAGGCUGUGUUUCUCCUCGCCAGGUCUCCUCCUCAGAGGAGAAGAGGCAGAUGAGACUCCAGGACUGCCUCCAGGGCAGAACUUUGUAGCGCUCUCAGCAUCCCUCUGCAGCGUGGAUGUGAGCCACAGGAGCUGGGGAUGUUUGAGGCAGUCUCUGCCAAGUGACACCUAGCAGCUGCUCGGGAGGUUUUUGCGUGGUCUCACGCUCAAGGGCUUUGCCUGUUGUGAAGAUGUCCAUGGUGUUUCUGUGAAGCUGAGGUAUGGCUGCUGGAAGGUUACUGCUGUAUGCUGGCCUCUCUUUAGCUCUGUGUGCCCUGGGCAUGCUGGCUGUGGCAAUCUGCUCUGACCAUUGGUAUGAAACUGAUGCCAGGAAGCACAGAGAGAGGUGCAAGAGCAUCACCACUAAAAGAAAUGAUCCUGGCUUCAUUUAUAACUCCAACAACAACCUGCCUCUCAGGGCCAGCAGGUCUAGGUUGGACCGCUGGGAAGGGAAACUCCUCUUGGCAAGAAACAGGAGGCAGAUCUUUGCUAUGAGUGCAGUCGACGAGUGCAACAGACAGUACAACUCAACCAACAUGGGGCUCUGGAGGAAAUGCCACCGACAAGGAUUCGACCAAGAGCUGGAGGAGCUGAUUGCCAAAGGAGCAAUUGAACGGUGCACAUACAUCAAGUACCACUACUCCUCAGCGACCAUUCCCAAGAACCUCACGUACAACAUCACCAAGACAAUCCGCCAGGAUGAGUGGCAUGCCUUGCAUUUGCGCAGGAUGACAGCUGGCUUCAUGGGCAUGGCGGUGGCCAUCAUCCUCUUUGGAUGGAUUAUCGGGGUGCUGGGGUGCUGUUGGGAUCGAGGCCUUAUGCAGUAUGUGGCGGGGCUUCUCUUCCUCAUGGGAGGAGCGGGGCUGGACACCUCUGAUCUUCCCCAUCCCCAGCCGAAGGACGAAGGGCAAAGAGCAGAACUGGAAGAUAACCCCUUGGUCGUCUCAGUUAUGAAAUUCAAAGCGGCCAUCACCCACGGUGAGGCCCUCACCUGGAGCUGGCUGCUCAGAGCGAAACCUGCAUUGGCCAUGACAGCAAAGCCCUCUGCCAGCGCUCAGCUUUUUACCAGGAAAUGAGCUGGUGGCCCAAGGGCAUGCCCAGCGGUGUGAGGGCUGUACUGCCAGCAGAUACAGUUGGAGAGAGGUCACAGAGUCUAAGAUUUGGGCCAUCAUCUCCCGCCAGUCCUCUCCCUGGAGACAACCCUUUCAGUCAAAGGUGGUGGUAGGUAUUAGGGGAGGUAUUAAACAGGAGAACUGGAGGCACUAGGGAUCUUGCUUUGGCUUUCACUAACUGUUCACAGCAAUGCUCAAAAUGUAUGCCAGGAACAUAAAGGGGAAAUAAACCCUGUCAUAAGGAGCACACGAUUUGGAAAAGCAAAGGCAGCCACAGGGUGAGAGAAGGAAAUAAAAUGCACAGGCGAAGCCUUCAUAGUGACAGUCGGCACUUGGAGGUGGCCAUAUAUGCUUGAAACUACUGUGCACAGAAGCUACUUAGUACUUCAGUGCCUUCGGCUGGCUAAAUAAACGUAUUUAAAUUAAAGUGAGUGCACACAUACAUGUACACGUGCAUACGCACACGCACCCUCAACUGGUAGGUAAAACACGAAACAAAACUGAAUAUUCUUUGCAGCAAGGCAGAUUUCAUCCUUUUGUGUUGUGCUUUCUUACAAGCUUCCUGCAAACCUGUCAGAGAAAAGGAGGCUGACAGUGAAACAAGUUGCUCUGUGAAUUGAACAAAGCCUCGACUUUUCAGUUUCACAUUUGGGGUGUCUCUGACAGGCUGCAGUUUCUGCUUCAUUUAACCUAGCUCGUUCCCUUUGGGAAUUCUCUACCCACCAUGUCUGCAGCAAGAAAUACCAUGUGCUGAGGUUCAUAAGGAGCUUUCAAACAGAACAGGUGACUGCUGAGUCCUCCCUUCCUUCCCUUCUGUCAGAUGGGGAUUCAUGCAUUACCUUGCACUUCCCGUCUCUACCCAGCUACUGAUACUCACAAUUAGAAAUCUAAAUAUUUUUCAGACUUCUAAUGCUCCAUCAAACUCGUUUGCAAGUUGAUGGGGACAGAUGGGCAGACAUGAAGUGACAGAAUCUUCAUUUCCUUAGGAAACCAGGCUAAAAAUAUCAUGUUCAGAGUUCAGCUUUUUCCAUGAAGAUGCACAGUUUCCCGGGAGGCCCAGCCAAGUCAGUGGACGCAGGUGGCAGCAGCACCUCUGUGUCCUGGGUGACACCUUUGCCCAUCACAGCUGUCAUUGCUGUUCCUGCCAAACGUGUUGGCUCUUCCCUUCAGCUGGGAGGCUCUGUGGUUGUUGAGAUCUUUGCUCUGGGUCUGAGCCCUGAAGAGAAGCCCACCAGGGAGGAAGAUAUAGAAGCAUUCACUGCCAGAGCAGAGAUCCACAUUGCCUGAGGUAGGGUCUGAAUGCUCCCAAGCUAAACCUGGCAACUUAAAACAUAUCUGCAGAGACUGGAAGAUGCCCUGAGGGAAGCUGUAUCUCAGGAUGGAGAAUCACCCACGCUUGCCUCUCACCUCUAGCUGCCACAGCACCAUCCUAACGGCCUUGCAGGAAACUGUGCAACCCACCUGCCUGCCUUGCUUUGCCCCCUAGUAAGCAGGGAUGGAGGCUAACAUCUGCAAGAGCUUAUUGUGAAGGCUACUAAGAUAGCGCUGCUACAAAUGCUGCCAGGUGGCACAGUCCCAGUCUGUACAAAACAGUCCCAGAGACACCUUUUGCCAUUUUGCCAGUAAAAACAAAUUAACUUUCACCAGCCUUGUGACGUCUCUGCAGAGCUAGGUCUGAGUCGAACAUUUAUUAGUAAUGUGCUCAUCUAUUCUUGAACAGAGUGUGCUCCUGUGGCCUGGGGGCUCGCAGGACUCGAUAACAGGGAUGCAGGCGGUUGUGCACCAGGUUCACUGCCUGGCGUGCAUGGGGAGAGGGGAGGAGG